Messenger RNA from Physella acuta, 1857 nucleotides. RefSeq names its product MOB-like protein phocein. NCBI's taxonomy places the organism in Eukaryota, Metazoa, Mollusca, Gastropoda, Physidae. The record is from RefSeq and is a predicted model, not a curated record.
CGGAAGUAGGUCGUAUCUACUAUUCAUUGUAAAAAUUCCAAGAUGAAAAUGGCAAACGAACCAGUACCAGUUAUUAGAAGAAAUCGGCCGGGCACAAAAACAAAGGAUUGGUGUAACUGGGAAGAUGAGUCAUUUGAAGAAAUGGACAGCACAUUGGCAGUUCAGCAGUUCAUCCAACAAGCCAUCAGAAAAGAUUUCACAAAUGUUGAAGAUAUCCUAAAUCCACCAGAUGGCCAGGAUGAAGGUGUAUGGAAGUAUGAACACCUCAGGCAGUUCUGUAUGGAAUUAAAUGGUUUAGCUGUGAAGCUACAGGUAGAAUGUAAUCCAGAAACAUGCACUCAAAUGACAGCAACUGAACAAUGGAUUUUCCUAUGUGCAGCUCACAAAACACCAAAAGAGUGUCCUGCAAUUGAUUACACAAGGCAUACAUUAGAUGGAGCAGCUUGUCUUCUUAACAGUAACAAAUAUUUCCCUAGCAGGGUGAGCAUAAAGGAUUCCUCUGUGGCCAAAUUAGGAUCUGUUUGUCGUCGUGUGUACAGGAUAUUUUCCCAUGCAUAUUUUCAUCAUCGUACACUCUUUGACCAGUAUGAGAAUGAAACUUACUUAUGUCGGCGCUUCACUCAGUUUGUAACAAAAUAUAAUCUAAUGUCUAAAGACAAUCUAAUUGUACCAAUAAUGGAAGAUCAACAAACUUUAGAAGGAGAAAGUGAAGCAUAAACAAAUUUAGGAAUUAUGGAUCUAUUUAACAUACAGGAAGUAUCAACUAAUGCAUUUAAUCUAAUUAUCUGUGUAGAUCAUAAAAGUCAUAAUCUGGACCGGUAGUCUUUUGUAAAUAUUUAACUCUUAGGAAUAUACCAAUGUGAAAUAGGGAAGUGUUGACUGUGACCAUUAGCUUUUACAUUUUUUGUUAUAUGGUUAUAUUAUGAUGUUUAAGAUUAUAUUUAAUUUUUAACCUAUUAGCUUUCUGCUAGAUGAAAGAUUAUUUUUUUUAAUUGAAGAAGUUUGUACAUGAUAAGCGAGCUGAAAUGUACAGUUAAGAUUAUUACAUUGUUGCUCCAAUGUUUACAUAAUUUUUUAGUUAGUGCAAUUGUUUUAUUUAAGAGGUGUGCUUGUUAAGUGAAAGAGGGUUAACUUGAGAUUAUGGUGAAUGAAUUUUGCAUGGUGGUUGUAUGGAUAAAUGGUGAAUUAAAUUGUAAUGUAAUAUUAUGUACAUAGUGCAAUUAUGAUGUAUUUUCUUUCAAAUUAAAACCUAGAUGUGAAUUCAUUUGUAUAAAUAUAUGUAUAUAUGCAGUAGGUCUCCAGGUUUUCAAAUCUAAUCCUACCCAAAACUGUAUUCAUAACCAGUAUUCUGUUUCCUAUAAAUUAAAAGCAUUUUUAUUAUCUUAAUGUAUUUUAGAGAAACUAAAAAGUUACGAUUGCCCCAAAAUGACAUUAAAAUGCAGCUUGCACUUUUUGUGAGGUUAUAUAAAAUUGUGAUUUUGAGUUUAAAAAAAACAUUUUACAUCUUUUUGCCUCCAAAAUUAUAAUUUCUCUUUCUAUCAUAAAUUAUUAAAUGCACUCUUUGAAAUUAAAAAUCUACUACCAUACUGAGUAUAUAUAUAUAUAUAUUGUGCAAUAUAGUCUUAUAUAACUGGACUUAAAAGAAAAUUCAGAACAAUUGGGAAACACUUGUUGUUUUCUCAUUGGAUCACUACCUGGAUGACUUCUGUAUAUCAAUAUAUAAUUUAUAUAAAAAAAUCGACAAAGUAAAUUUAGACUACUAGUUCACUAGCCUGUCAAAAAUUUUUUUUUACAAUAUUUUUCUGGUUUGUUCCUUACUGCCAAUAACUUCGAAAAUGUUGCAUCACAACUUUGCUG